AUGGCCAGCUCUUUGGGCUCCGGCGGCAGCAAUGCCGCCGCCGACCUGGCCACCAAGACCUCCAGCGAAACGAGCCUAAAACAGUUGUACCAAGGCCCGGCUCAGGUGCUGAGCGAGCACCUCCUUACGCCCGCGUCGAUUAACACUCUCGAGGUCCACGGUGCGACAAAUACCCGGCGCGGCCUGCUCGACCACAUCUUUAAACCCGUGGUCGACGACAGCUCUGCGCCGGAGACGACCUUGGGCCAGGUCCUGGAGCGCCUGGGCACGGCCACCAGGAAGCUUGGUCGUUUUGACAUCUUUAAGGAGGACGGCUUCAACGUGUUCCUCUCCGAAGCCCCGCGCCCCGAGGGAGCCCCAGCGUCCGAACGCACCGAUCUCGACAUCUCGAUCCAAGUCAAGGAAAAGUCGCGCCUGGUCUUCAGCGCCGGCACCGACUUCGGCAACUUAGAGGGCUCGGCGUACACCAAUGCCGUCGCCCGCAACAUCUUCGGCGGCGCCGAAACGUUGACCAUCAACGCCAGCACCGGCACGCGCACGCGCUCCGCCUACAACGCCGUCUUCUCAACCCCAAUCAACGGCAACCCCGAUCUGCGCCUCAACCUCGAAGCCCUGCGCUCCUCGACCCAAAAGCCCUGGGCCUCCCACGACGAGCACGUCACCGGCGGCACCCUGCGCUUCGCCUGGCUGACCCCCGACAAUGACACCCACGCGCUCUCCUACUCCGCCGCCUGGCGUCAAAUAACCUCGCUCGCCGCAACUGCCUCCCCUACCGUCCGCGCCGACGCAGGCGACUCCUUCAAGUCCUCCCUCACGCACACCUUCGUCCGCGACCGCCGCGACAACCCCCUCCUCCCGCAAAGCGGCUACCUUUUCCGUACCGUAUCUGAACUCGCCGGCUGGGGCCCCCUGCGCGGCGACGUCAGCUUCGCCAAGACAGAGCUCGAAGCUUCCGCCGCCGUGCCUUUCUCUCUCUUGAAGGGCGUCUCCUUGGGCGGCGCGUUCCGCUUUGGUCUUUUGUACCCCCUGCCCAUGGGUUACUCCCUCACCGGCAGGGCCCAGCCGAGCAGGAUCAAUGACCGCUUCCUGCUUGGUGGCCCAACCGACGUGCGCGGGUUCAAACUCGGCGGUAUUGGCCCGCACGAUGGGGCCGACUCGGUCGGCGGCGACGUUUUUGCUGCCGGCGCGGUCAACAUGCUCCUGCCGCUGCCUAGGGCGGGUGCCGAGUCGCCUUUGAGGCUUCAGUUGUUUGCCAAUGCGGGGCGGUUGGUCGGGUUGAAUACUAAGAAGAGCGGGAAGGAUGGGAAGGAGGGCAAGGGGUUAGGGAUGGAAUCGAGGACAGUGUACAGGAGCGUGAAUGCGGCACUGAGCGAGCUGACGAAUGGGUUGCCUAGCGUUGCGGCGGGGUUUGGGCUGGUGUAUGCUCAUCCCGUGGCGAGGUUCGAGUUGAAUUUUAGUCUACCGCUAGUUGUGAGACGGGGGGAGGAGGGACGGAAGGGGCUGCAGGUUGGUGUGGGCAUUAACUUUUUGUAA
Thermochaetoides thermophila DSM 1495 is the source of this 1533-nucleotide messenger RNA. RefSeq names its product putative mitochondrial outer membrane beta-barrel protein. Gene Ontology annotation, cellular component: SAM complex; outer membrane. The transcript is spliced from 4 exons. The coding region runs from base 1 to 1533 and encodes 510 amino acids. Gene Ontology annotation, biological process: protein insertion into mitochondrial outer membrane. NCBI's taxonomy places the organism in Eukaryota, Fungi, Ascomycota, Sordariomycetes, Sordariales, Chaetomiaceae. The record is from RefSeq and is a predicted model, not a curated record.